AGUCUUCAAUGAUGCAAUCACAUCAGUCAUUAGGAGUUAGCGUUGGUUCGGUUCUGUAUAUUGAAGAUAUCGAGGAUGAGGGAGCCUGUCUCAGCCGUAUAAACUUCUUUGUCAGCAGGGAACUGAAAAUAUUGGGUAUCACUGAGAUAAUGAUUGGAAUAGUUCAGAUGGUGUUCGGUCUGCCACUGAAUUUUACCGAAAGUUACGUAUUUGCUGUUUUAAUCGGGAUUCCCUGGUGGACAGGAAUUUGGUAUAUCAUAUCAGGAUCACUGGUGGUUGACAUUAUAAACACAUCAAACACCCACCUCAAACAAGUCAUUUUCCUGAUGCACGCGAUCAGUGUCGUUGCAGCUUUAAUUGGUGUAGCAGCUUACUUUGUCUCUCUUUACAUGAUGCCACCACUGAGCACCAACUUCUUCCUAAGGGGGCCCUUGAUUUUGAUUUUCUUCCUCAUGACGCUGUGCUUUCUGGAGUUUAUCAUCGCUGCCAUAGUCUUGUUCCUUCACUGCACACUCCUUGUACAUGAACAUAAUGUGACGGGUUCCAAUAGGCGUUUUACAAGUCACCAUUGAAGUUGGGCGUCACCGAAUGAGCCAGGACUCACUUGGACCACCAGAGAGUCAGACUGAAGACAAUCAGCACUCUGCACCCUGCCCAAGGCCUUGAUUUUGCUUGUACAAAAAUGCCCAGAUCUCGAAGUCGAAUGGGUGUUUGGGGGCGUGUGGAUUCCUGAGGUUGGAGGGAACGAGUAGAGCCCAGUUGUCCUUGUGAAGAAGAAAUAAUUCCUGUAUAAAGGGCCCUUGCGCUUGUACCCAUCUUUUCCAAGUUUCCAAUCACAAUCUGAGAGCCUGUCCUCCUUUUUCUAACACAUUGAAAGGAGACAGCAGUGUCAUGCUGUAUUUUGUGAGCUACCUCUGCAACAGGAGGGAAGGCCUCUGCUCCUGCAGUUUGUAACCAAAACAGUGUUGAUUUUACAUCUAUUAAUAAACGAAAUGUUAU
This is a messenger RNA of Carcharodon carcharias (great white shark), 999 nucleotides long. RefSeq names its product membrane-spanning 4-domains subfamily A member 18-like. Bases 9 to 572 code for a protein of 187 amino acids. The record is from RefSeq and is a predicted model, not a curated record. The transcript is spliced from 7 exons. Gene Ontology annotation, cellular component: membrane. NCBI's taxonomy places the organism in Eukaryota, Metazoa, Chordata, Chondrichthyes, Lamniformes, Lamnidae.